CUGUAAUCACAGUGCAUAUCUGCAACAGCGCAACUCUCAAAAAAGUGCUUUACCUUUAGUAACGCGGGUCAUGACGCGAAAUGAACUUUUUAAAGAAGCCUUUUCACAGGCUGUUGCGGCAUUUUUGGUGGAUGUGCCCGUCAUCAUGCAUGGUUCCGGCGACGUAACGUCGUCGGCUGUCCACCCCGACACGGCCCAUCUCCUUUCAUCAUUGACGACACAAUAUAUCUCCAACUUGGUGGACGCUGCUCUCGACUCCCAUCUCAUGCUACAGGAUGGCGGAGAGCACAGUCAUGUUUUGAGGCCUCCUCCUCCCACUUUUCGACGAUCUCGUCUUCCACCGAUACCUCUCGCACCGGAACUUAUUAAGGCCAAUAAACGAAAGCGCCGCCGCGUUCGUUCCGCAGACGAAUUUUGGGAUGACCCAUUACCAAAGCCGAAAAUUAGAAAGCCGGGACCUACUCUAACCAUGCCGAACAGGGGCGAGGCUACGCCCGACGGCAACGUCUCCAUUGACGAAUGGGUUGGUGUAGCUGGUGUCGAUCUGAUGGAAAAUCGUGCUCGAUUGGCUUAUGUACGAGGUACUGCUGCGCUGUCGACGCAAUCGUUCAUCUUUCCAAUUUGCCACGAUAUCUACGCCUACGGUCGCGUCACGGAAGUGCAGGCCGCCAAGCGCACAAUCCAACCGCUAUUGAUCGAUCAAACACUAAUGGAAUUGGUACGAACAGACGGACAAACACAGGGACACACACAAAGGAAGAAAACACAGCGAUUUGAUAAUGAAUCUGACUCCGACGAAGAUGGCGAAGACGAGGCCAAGCAAGACGCCGAGGAUAUUGGGCCCGAAUGGCCUGGGUUGGAGGCCGUGCUGCCUGUCCAUUGCGGGGAAGGGAUACUGGACUUUGCCGGCUCAAUAUCAUAG
Messenger RNA from Phaeodactylum tricornutum CCAP 1055/1, 922 nucleotides. RefSeq lists its product with no specific name. NCBI's taxonomy places the organism in Eukaryota, Bacillariophyta, Bacillariophyceae, Surirellales, Neidiaceae. The coding region runs from base 71 to 922 and encodes 283 amino acids. The record is from RefSeq and is a predicted model, not a curated record. The transcript has a single exon.